CUAUUUGUCAACCAAUGGCUUAACACAGCGACCGCGGGCACCGCCUCAGAUCAGACGCGCAUAUGAUGUUACAGCCAAUUUAACCUCUAUAUCCAAAUCUAAUGAGGAAGAGAGAGGUGCUGCACAGAAGACACGGGUUGUUGAGUUAAUGUACACCUUUAUGUAUUCGUGACUUUAUCAAAUACUGACUUGAAAGAGCGCCGCGAGCGCGUCGUUUUAACGGGGAAAUCGGGAAUGUUCCUUCCGCUUCCCGAGAAAAAACUCAACGGAAGUUGAACUGGUGAGUGAAGUAGGCCCUGUGUGGGGGUCGUCCUCCCACUUAAAGUAAAGUAGAAGACCAACCAUUCCGGCUUGUUAUAAAAGCCCCGCCCCUCUGGAUCAAGUCUACAGAAAGUGGUCCAGCCUGUCUUCCGCAGUGGGGGGAAGUGAAGGGGGCAGAAUCCUAGCGCGUCCUGUUUCUCAGGCAAUGAAGCUGCAGGCGGUGAUGGAGAACCUGCACAGACAGCAGAGAGCCAAACUGCUGAUGGAGCAAGCGGGGCAGUCAAACGGCCCCGCCCCUUCGGGGGAGGAGCUAAAACUGAACUCCACUUCCGAUGCGGAGCAAGCUCAAAUGGCAGCACUGGCUGCAAUGCGCGCGGUAGCCGCUGGACUUCAAAGGGCCGACAGCCCCAUGUCUGAUCGCAGCAGUGGAGGAGAGGAUGAUGAGGAAGAUGAUGAUGAUGAAGACGAGCAAUACAAUCAUAUGAUGGGGUCUGAGGAGGAAGAGCAAAUAAAGCAGAAAUGGGAUGAAGAUGAUUUCGAGGGCGAGAUGGAGGAGGACUACGACGACGAUCUGGGCGACGAAGGGUUACCGUCGGGUCGUGAUGCCCUCACCCCCGGCAGAGGUAUUCUUCUCUUACCCCACCGCCAAAUGCACCCAUCGUCUCAGCUGCUGAAAGCCAGAGCCGGCUCUGAAACCGAACCACGUGCGCUGGUGCACUCCGCUCAUUCGUCCCACGGGCCGCCUCAUGGGCAGGAUCACGCAGAUUGGACCUAUGAGGAGCAGUUCAGACAGCUCUAUGAACUGGACAGCGACCCAAAGAGGAAGGAGUUCUUGGAUGAUCUGUUUAGCUUUAUGCAAAAAAGAGGGACGCCGGUGAACCGGAUUCCCAUUAUGGCCAAGCAGGUGUUGGACCUUUACAUGUUGUACCAGUUGGUGACGGAAAAGGGGGGCCUGGUUGAGGUCAUAAAUAAGAAGCUGUGGAGGGAGAUCACGAAGGGUCUGAGUCUGCCCACCUCCAUCACCAGCGCGGCCUUCACACUCAGAACACAAUACAUGAAGUAUCUGUACCCUUAUGAAUGUGACAAGAGGAGUCUCAGCAAUCCAAAUGAGUUGCAGGCGGCCAUCGACAGCAACCGGCGCGAAGGACGCAGGCAAGGCUUCGGCGGCUCGCUCUUCACCUACUCGCCCAACGGGACGCCCACCAUGCUCUCCUCACCCAAACUCUCCAUGCAACACAUGGGCAUCACCCUGCCCAGCAACGGUGCUUCGCUCUCGUCCUUACACAAAAUUAAAAAGGAUGACGAUGGGAUCCAGCCGCGUAUACCCGUCUCUCUGGCUUCUCACUCUGUAGCUGCGGCCCAGGCAGCGGCCGCGCAGGCCACCCUCGCCCAGGUGGCGGCGCUCGAGCAUCUGCGGGACAAGCUGGAGUCAGGCGAGCCCCCGGAAAAGAAGAUGGCGCUGCCGCUGGAGGAACACCAGCGACUUUUGCAGAGAGCCCUGCAGCACAACCUGCUCGCCAUGACUGCACAGAUACCCAUGAAUAUACGCAUCAACAAUCAAGAGAGCAAGCCAGACUCCGCCCUCAACCUGACCACCAAUGGUUUGAACAGCAUCAGUAUGUCAGUGGAGCUUAAUGGAGUCGUCUACACCGGCGUCUUGUUCGCCCAGGCGGCAGCGCAGGCCUCAUCAGGGGCAACUAGCAAAUCCUCCACGGGCAAUAGCGGACCUCAGUCGGUUCUCCACACGCCUACCUCAUCAUCCUCAAACAACCAAUCGCCUUAAAACCUCAGACUCUCCCUCUCAGGGCAAAACCAAAGCCAAAAAACCUCAGUUACUACAGAAGAUAUGCCAAAAAUACAUAGCAAGAAUGCAGGAAUAAGUCAAAGGUUCUCAACUUGAAGUACACUAGCUCAGGUGUUUUAUUUACACUCUCCUUUGUUCAGGAGCCAAAAUCGUAAAAAAGCAAGAGUUUAUUAUAAAGAUGAUGAUAUAUAUAUAUAAAUAUAAUGUAUAUGCAAAACCUGUGAAAUAAUUUAUUUCUCCUUCUGCGAGCACACUGUCUGGCAUAAACGAAAAGGCAGUUGGAUUCUGCUUUAUAGGGUUUUAUAGUCUCCGACUGACGAAAGCUUUUCAUCUUCAGGAAAAACCAUAACAAUAGUAUUAUUGUUAUAACAUGUGAUGCAAACUGCUUAAGGGUCUGAACUUAUAAUAUAUUAUUGUAUCUGUUGUUGUUAUUUUUUCUUCUUUAUGUAUCUGCAGUGCCUUGUGAAGGUUUUUCUCCAGCGCGGUUUGGACGUGCUGUUGUUGACAGAUAGUUUGAUCUGAAGUAAUUUUUUUUUUACUUUAAUUAAGAGUAUUCAACUUUUUGGAUCUUCUGUGAUGGCGUCGACGAUCUUAAUAUCAGUAAUUGUGAACAAUCAGGGUAAAGGAGAGAGAAAAAACCCUCAGAGUCCUGCUUGCGUUUGUAGAUGUGUAUGCUUCCGUUUGUAACCUGUUUUUCACGUUUUAUUGUUUAGCUAUUCACGUGUCAACUACUGGCAAACUGUGGUGGUCAUGUUCUCCGUCUGCAGGACAUCGAUGUUAUCUGGGACUGCCGCGGCCUGCGCGCUUUUCACCCAUAGUUGGUCUAGCGCAGAACCGUAAAAAGAUAUCAGGUUGUUUUUACGUGUAUUGAUGUAGGUUUUUGUGGCUCGGUCAAUAAUCACAUAGGUUCACUUUAAGCUUCGAAUUGAACAGUCCCGAGUGUCGCUGAGGGGUCCAAUAACGCCGCCUGUGCUUUAUUUUAAAACGCCAGGACAGUUGUUGAUAAUAUAUUUGUAUUUUUAACACCCCAAAAAAACGAUUUCAGAAUAAUCGUCUCACGCCUCCAAAUCUUCUCUCCUUGAAGAUAAAGAGAUUGAAAGGAAGUGGUUUCUUGUUUUCGGUGAUAUUACAUCACAUCCUGCAGGGUUGUUUUUGAUUUAAUGUUCCUGUCAACAUGUAGCUGUAAUUGAUGUGUCAAGCUCUUCUAGCAUUACACUGUAUGCAAGGUCAAAAUGAUGUGGGUUGGGUAGGGGUUAAACGUUUAGAAACAGGGACUGGCGACUGUUGAUAUGAAGGUGAAUAAUUCUGGGAUUUUAAAUAAGUUAGUCAUAACCAGAGGAAGAUAAACCGGGUGUCCUUUAGGUCAAUAAGGCCCUUAUUUUGAUCUAAAACGGCUUUUAGUUUUAGUGUUAAAUGCCUUUAUCCUUUAUUCAGGAUCAAUCCCGCAUCACCAGCCCUCUUUUGUGUUCUGUAUUGCAUUUUACUACAGUUUUAUAUAUCACCACACCUCACAAUAACACGUCUCAAAGCAACAGCCAGAAUCUCUCUACCUCAGACAUAUUUAUCAGCUAAAAACCAUUAACAAACCCAGCUUGUCAUGUUUAUGUGAAUCAAAUCUACGGAGCUGGAGCUUCCUUAAGCAACACUUGAAUUGUGAAUUUUAUCUCCUCCAUGUAUUAGCCACGAUUGAUCUAUUCAUGCUUGUACAAAAGGCCUUAAAGUCGCAAUAAAAUCAAAACGGACAAUUUUUAUUUUUAAUGUAAUACUGCAGUGUUUAUUAUAAACAAUUUGUGCAAGUCAUUUUUUUUUCAUUCAUGUGCCCUCAUAAAAUCCGUUAUCUCCGCCCCCUCCAUCUGUCAGUCUUCUGCCAGUUUUAUUUCUGAAUAAAAUGGCUAAUUUUUAUAUCCAAUUAAAGCAUAGUGAAAAACACAAGCCACGCCCCCGAAGUAAAGUCGAUCGACUUCCGGUUCACAAGGACUUUAAUGCACAUCAUCCUGUUUUAUCUGACUGACAGCUUGCCUUUAAACUCGACUCGACUUUACAGUGACCGAUGUUUCGCAAGAUAGCGAUAACUUUACGUUUUGAUGGCCUUUAAGCAGUGCGUUGCCAGUUUAUUUGUUAUUUUUAAAGAAACAAAACCGUUACCGCACCAGACAGUUGGUAUCUAUAGGAGGGUUCUGUAAAGAUUGGUUUUUACUCCGAUGUAUGCCUUAAUGUAUGCAAUUUUUACGAAAUAAUAAUCAUUAUAGCAUGCCAAUGUAAUCAGGUUUAUUGCAAGGUCAACCAAAGUCGCUGUACGAUAAAACACGCAAACACGUUCGGCUUUUAUUGUAUAGCAUAUGCUUGCUAACACACUUUUCUCUUUGUUGAACUUAACGUCACACUAAAAGUUAAGUAAACCAUUUAUCCAAUACAUUGACAGCAACGAAACGUAGGUUUUAUUUUAAACAAGGCAUUUGUCGUCUUCUCAGGAAAUACACUUCUACCUCUAGUUAAACAGAUAUGUUCAUCGUAGUGCUGUGGUCACAGUGCAUGUAACAUUUGUUCUACCUUUUUAUAAUAGUUAUACGAGAAAAGUUUCUCGGCACACAAGUUUGUUAUUUUGUUUUAGUAUGUUAUAUUUUUUAUUUCUUCUUUUUUUUUAAAUCUGAAUACUCCCUUCAUGUGAGUGCUGUUGAGUUUUUGCUUGCUUAGUUUGAAACCAAAUAGAAAAUUGCUUCUAGCACAAGAACCCCACCGAUGCGCCGUCGCGUGCAUUUUCACUUGUGCCGUUUUUCUGAACUUUAAAUUGCGUAGUGUCGGCCUCUUGAUCGCAUCUCUUAGGGUUGAGGGACGAAGACAAUCCGAACCUAUUUAACCUAAUCUCUGUUUGUGUGAAUAAUUAACUUUAUUUUGAAAAGAAAUAUAUCAAGAUAUAAUUGGGGGGAGGGGUGUCCAAAGAAUGUCCACGUAAGUGCUGUUAUGGCCUGAAUAUCAUGGAUUGACUCUUUAGAUUUUAGAUGAUCACACAAGAACUGUACCUCCCGAUUUGAAUUACCUGUUAUAACACAACAAAUGUAGUUAGCAGUUGAUACUGACUAUUUCUUUUUUAAACAAAGGUCUUUUGACUAAUUCUUUAACUUGUAUAUGUUGUAAUGUUAUGGUAAUUCCGGAGCUUCAGUUUGGGUGUGUCUGUUUUCUGUUGUUUUAAACAUUAUGCUCUGUUUAAAAAAAGUUCAUGUUGAGUUUUGUUGUCUCUUGAAGUUUACAUUUUAUAAUUGUCAAGCAUCAGAUUUUUCAAUGUUUGAUUUUCCAAAUUUGAGAACUUCACUUGUAAACAAAGACAUUGAAAUUCAAUAAAAUCUAAU
Messenger RNA from Paramisgurnus dabryanus, 5412 nucleotides. It is a transcript of the gene arid3a, whose product is annotated as AT-rich interactive domain 3A. The record is from RefSeq and is a predicted model, not a curated record. NCBI's taxonomy places the organism in Eukaryota, Metazoa, Chordata, Actinopteri, Cypriniformes, Cobitidae. Gene Ontology annotation, molecular function: DNA binding. Gene Ontology annotation, biological process: regulation of transcription by RNA polymerase II. Gene Ontology annotation, cellular component: nucleus.